Branchiostoma floridae (Florida lancelet) is the source of this 1767-nucleotide messenger RNA. RefSeq lists its product as uncharacterized. The record is from RefSeq and is a predicted model, not a curated record. Bases 1028 to 1543 code for a protein of 171 amino acids. NCBI's taxonomy places the organism in Eukaryota, Metazoa, Chordata, Leptocardii, Amphioxiformes, Branchiostomatidae. The transcript is spliced from 7 exons.
UUUUUGGUGCACCAAAAUUUUCAAGCUGGGUGCACCUGUGCAGCUAAUCCCAAAAAGAAUUUCGAGACCUGCAUAACAGUGACGCAGUGUUCUAGCCAGCCUGAAUUUUUUUCUGCCACUUUAAACGGAAAUCCUCAUGGAAAAAUAUUACUUGCCCAGUCAGGAAGUGGGAGUAGGACAUGCACUUGUCCAAUUGGCACUUUCACUUCUUGCCCUGGACAAUCGGGCAAGUGGACUUGUCCAACCCUGCCAUACUGUUGUUGUUCACUGAAAGUUGAAUAGCUGGAUGAUAUUGAUUAUGGUGACUUCAUGUACUUAUUUAAAAUGCCUCACACAGUAACGUUACAUCUGAUUUUUGAUCUGUGUCUAGAUAAGCUGUACACCAGGGAAGAUAUUAGCAGUGGCUGUGUGAAGAAUAAAGGAGAAGAAAUCGUCAAUUUUAGGUCCAACUGUUACUCUCCAGGCAGAUUUACAAGUGGCACAAGGUAGUAUCAAAGCUGGCUAAGGAGUACACCUGGCAAAAGGGAGUCUUCAGCCAAUCCGGUAUCCAAACACACUUUUUGAGCGGAUUCACUCCUCCCUGCAGCAUUUGAUACUGUCCUAUACCAUAGGAUCUGCUUGGAGAUUGGCCAUCUGUGUCAAAAGUCUUAUCCUUUCCCAACAGGUGUUCUUCACAGAGCUGCUGGAGUGGGAGCUAGAGACGAGAGGUGAAGCCUCACUGGGUGUCCACCAUCAUCCAGGGUUCAAGGGUCACCGGCAGAGUAGUUUGAGCAGUGCCGCCGAGCGCGCCACUGGCUGUAGCAGCCGUGUGAGGAGAAACUACAGGACCAACAGCAGCAGCUGCCCAAGGAGGAGAAGAGGAGUGACUCUGAACAGGCUCCGCGAGGGCGUGGUUGUGGCAGGGGUGGAUUCUUCCACGGACGGCUCGGCAGCAGCGAGAAAAGCAGAUAACUGUCACCUCCCACGUGCAUGCAGCGAUCAACACUCACUGCGACUCACUCACUCGGAAGUUCAAGGUCUGGUGGAAAUGUCGUCUCAGGCUGCAAAGUUAAAGAGGGCACAAGCAAGUUUGUUGGAUGCAGUCCGUCCAUCUGCAAAGAAGAAAGCAGGCAAUCCGAAGAUCAGAAGCCUUGAGUGUAUGAUAGACUGUUUUUUGAUCGAUGGGGAAGAAAUCAAAAGGCAACUAAGCACAUCUUAUGUGCGCAUGGAUGAAGCUAACUGCACCUUAAAGUUUGCGGCAUACUUGCUCCUGGAAGGGAAUGAAACAGACGAAGAAGUGCACUGCAAACUCAAGGAAGCAAUAGAAGAAGUGCGUGAAGGGAUCACGAGUGACUAUACGGUCCUCUUUCUGAGAAAGGAUGGCAAAAGAAAUGUAUUCCAGGCAUUUCCUUCGAAGUUGAAGGCUGAUACAGGGUGGCUCUUGUCCCUGGGUACGAGACAUCGAUAUGACAGGCUCAGGCAUAGCUCCAUCAACUGGGAUGUCUGGAUGCAAAGGAGUGUAUCAAACUACGGAGCCUGUGGAACUAGUAAGUUCAUUAUUUGAUUUAAAUAAAAGCAUCUCAAUUUAUUUUUUUGCCGUUACUAACUACACUACUGGGAUAUUCUGACGCAUUAUUUCUACAAAGGGUUCCAGGCACAUUUAGUUGUCUAAUAACAGAAAGUCCACAUUUGCAACCUCUAACAAUUUUAACAUUAUCAUUGCAAAUGAAACCAUUGGAAACAACUCAAAACAAUGAAUGUAAUGAUUGCAAACUUGUUUCCUCUUGA